AUGGAGGGUGAGAGGCCUGCCAAGAAGAGACGGCGAACUCCAUAUUCGUGUUUGAGUUGUCGUCGAAGGAAGGUCAAGUGCAAUAGAGUUCGGCCGAUAUGUAAUCGGUGCACAAUUUCCAAUCUGAAAUGCGAGUACGAUGGCCCUGAGGCCUGGGCUCCUUCAGGGGUUUCCGAAUCUCCUGCUGCGCCAUCUAAUGGUGUUCCCGUUAGUGUUUUAAACUUCAAAUCCGAUGUUACGGAGAAUCCUGUCAUCAAUCAAUUGCCUCGAGCCCCACAAACCAGCGUUUCGGAGCAGGCCUCACUGAUCUACGAAAUAGGCGAUUUGCGAAUGAAACUUGCGUCCAUGGAGGCCAGGCUAUUUACGAUUAUGCCUGAGUCGCAAGAGACGGUGAGCUUCAUUCAGGCUGAACCAAACCCUAAUACAGCCCUGCACAUGGCUAAGAAAAAUCGGUUUAUAUGCGGAGGCUCUUUUCAGCGGAAUAAAAUCUGGCGGGGUGACCCGUUUGCCUGCCAGCUAUUCGACGAUAUGCGUCGCUACAAGGAAGUCAUCAAGGCUGAGAUGCUGGCGAUGUCCAAGACUGAGAGUCCGAACGAUUUACAGCGGCAGGUGAGGAUGCGCAAGAAAGGCCAGAAAAGGUUUAUUCUGGAGGAAGGCGAGCAGUUGUCACUCAAAUCGCAGAUGGAGGCUGCGUUGCCGGCCAAGGAGACCAUUCUACGCCAUGUUAAUUAUUACUUGCGGACGAUUCAUCCUUUAUUCCCCGUGCUCUUGGAAGAAGAGUUUGUGGCCAGCGUCAAUCGCAUUGUGCAAGAAGAAAAAGGGCGCUGUGCGUUGCAUUUGGCCCAAAAAUCUGACUAUCUUGUUACGGCAGCGUUGCUUUUGGUGAUGCGCUUUUCCUACCAGUCCUUAUUUCUGAAACACCAGGUCGGUGCCCCGUUGAACGGGGAUGAGCUGGUUCUCAUCCAGCAGCCUAUAAAUGCAGACGUCAUCAAUAUGGUCAACUAUGCGCUGUUUGAGUCCAAUUUUUUGCGCAAAACCAGCAUCGAGUCGUUGCAGGCACUCAUGCUACUUCGAUUCUACCAGAUCACAUGCCAAGAGGACGGGGACGGAGGUGAUGGCACUGACGGCUACAAUAUAAAUGGUCUCAUUUGUCAGAUUGCUCUAGGAAUGGGCAUCAACAGACCGCUCAGAUGUCCUGUGUGGGAUAAGAAGGCCUCUAAAUUUUACCACCCACAGAAUCAACGGUUGCAACUACUCUGGCAAAGACUUUGGUGGACAUUAUUGGAAAUGGACAUGGAACAUUCAGUUUUGUACGGCAAGAUGCCGAUUCUACUACUCGAAAACAGCGAUCAUGGACCGGCCACAGUAAGUGACUCGGAUAUCAUCACCGAUCGCAUAGGCAAAAUGAAGAUCCUAUUUCCGUUUUUACAAAAAUUGCUUGUGCAGAUCCAUCAAGUACGCGAAAAGCCACGUGUGGUCGACCUCAUGUCAGCGGUCAGUUUCCUGGACUCGCAACGAGGGCUUUUUCAAUAUAACGGCUAUUUUCAGGAUCCUUACAUGCCACUUCUUUCAACUAUUUCGAACGUGAAGUGCGAGAUCCAUCUCAACAUGCUUGUUUUCAUGAUUAAUUGCUACCUAAUGCUUCAUUUUGAGCGCAACAGAAAAAUCGCCAAUUAUGCUGUCACUUUACAGGCUACUGUUACAAUCUUUUUGCGAAAUCUGGAUCUCACAUUCAGAUCAUUCAAUCGAUUGAAAACCGAUUUCGCCUCUCACAUAAUGUAUGUUAUUCACCCGAUGGCUACCUGCGUCUACAAAAGUAUACAAUUUUUGGUUUACCUUGGAGUCCGGUUACUCUCAAUGCAAACGAAAAACAACGAGACGCAACCGCUUGUCACAGAGCUGCUGCAGACAGUGGUGGCAAUCAUGCGUAACUGUGUGAAGCUGCUUGCCAUUAUGGGGGAUCAGGAUUACCUUUGUUACCGGCUGUAUGAAACGUAUAGCUAUUUGAUGCUAAUCUUGGAGAAUAAAGGAGAGCCAGUGUUCAAUCUCAAAAACCCGGCUCUGGAAACUGCUCCAAACCUGCUUGCCUCUAUUACCAUGCAACAACUCAAAGAUAUCAACAGCCAGCUCUCAGAAUUCACGAAAUCGCCGCAUUUUGUAGCUGUCACAGAAUAUGCGCUGUUCUGGCCCGCCAACGAGACGGAGGACUCUCUCUUCCAAAAAUUUCAAAGGUCGAUCGACGCGACUAUGCCGUCCUCCGAGCUCGAUAUCUGGAAUGACUGGAUUGUGAAAACAAAUAUCUUUGAGGACUACGAGGGACUGUUCGACGACUUGCAGCUGCCUGUCGACCUUAAUUACAUGUAA
Ogataea parapolymorpha DL-1 is the source of this 2364-nucleotide messenger RNA. RefSeq lists its product as uncharacterized. Gene Ontology annotation, cellular component: nucleus. Gene Ontology annotation, biological process: DNA-templated transcription; regulation of DNA-templated transcription. The record is from RefSeq and is a predicted model, not a curated record. NCBI's taxonomy places the organism in Eukaryota, Fungi, Ascomycota, Pichiomycetes, Pichiales, Pichiaceae. The coding region runs from base 1 to 2364 and encodes 787 amino acids. Gene Ontology annotation, molecular function: DNA-binding transcription factor activity, RNA polymerase II-specific; zinc ion binding; DNA binding. The transcript has a single exon.